Molecule: messenger RNA, 2046 nt
Organism: Trifolium pratense (red clover)
Lineage: Eukaryota; Viridiplantae; Streptophyta; Magnoliopsida; Fabales; Fabaceae
Exons: 1
Coding region: 1-2046 (681 amino acids)
Source: RefSeq, a predicted model, not a curated record
AUGUCAAGUUCUCAGAAUCCAUCCCCUUCCAAGAACGACGAAACUCUGCCUCCACAAACGGCCACAUCACCCUCAUACGAGUCUAUUCCUCAACAAAUCACCGUGGCCUUUCCAAUUUCAACAAUUUUUCCUGAGGAAAUAACGAAGAGGAAGAAGAUCUCAGCGAAGAAGACAACACCAAAGAAAAGUUCUAAACGAACUCAAUCCACUUCGCGUGCGACAUCUGCUUCGAAACAAACGGGUAAGAAAUCGAAAUCCACUCCUAAAGUUGUUCAUACAAUGCGAGAACUGUACCUUGACAAUCCUGCUACUCAAAAUGUUGAUGUUAAUGCUGAAGCAUCUGAUUCUAGUAAGAAGAAUUUAAGUUUGGAAUUGGAUUUAACUGAAACCCUAGGAUUAGAAAAACCUAGGUCUGCUGAGAAAUUGGGGGAAACCUCCUUGAAAACCCCUGAUGUUGCUAUUGAUGGUAUUGGCGCUACCUCUAAGGCUAAUUUUGAGUCAGAAAUGACAGUUGAUGAGAAUGCAGGUUCUGGGCUAGAUGCUGCAAAUGAUGCUACAGCAUCUGCAGCACAUGUUGAUAUUAGUGCUUCUAUAGUCCCUGAGUCACCAAACUCUCCUGUGGCUCCUGUUCAUGAAGAAGGGACUGAAACCACCAUCCCUGCUGAUGUCACUACACAGAAUAAGGGUGAAAGUGUGAGUGUGCCUGAUACAAGUGAGCCAAAUGUUAUUGAUGUUGAAAGCCUCCAAUUUAAGAGUACUCCUAGGGCUGGUAUAUCUAGGAGGCUGAGAAGUAAUACAGGAAAGGAUAUAGCCACUCCUUCUGAAGCCACCAAAACUAAAAUUGGGCCUAAGAAACAGUGGAGCAAGGUCACUAUACCCUCUGGAAGUAAGAAGAAGACUGUGAAGAGAAAAACUAUCUCCUCUAGUGACUCUGACUAUGAGGAGGAUCAGGAUGCUGAAGCAUCUCCUGUAGCAUCUCCUCAGAAAUCUGCCAAGAGAAAAAGAAUGGCUCCUAAUGUCCCAUCUGUACCAAUUGAUAAUGUCUCCUUUCAUUGUGUUGAGAAUGUUGACAGGUGGAAAUUUGUGGUCAAAAGAAGAAUGGCCAUUGAAAGGAACCUAACUGAAGAAUUAUUGAAAUGUCAAGACAUUGUGAAUCUGAUAGAGGAGGCAGGGCUGAUGAAAACUGUAUCUGAAUUGGGUAAAUGCUAUGAUAAAUUGACUAGAGAAUUCUUAGUAAACAUCCCAGCUGACUGUGAUGACCCUUUAAGUCCUGAAUACUUAAAGGUGUAUGUGAGGGGCAAAUGUGUUGAUUUCUCACCAGCCAUCAUCAAUCAACAUCUGGGAAGAUGUGAUGUUCCUGCACCUGAAUUGGAGAUAUCUAUGAAUGAGGUAUGCAAGACUAUAACUGGUGACAAAGUGAGAAUAUGGCCAAGAGCUGGAAAACUGUCUGCUGCAAAAUUAACUACAAAAUAUGCUCUGCUGAACAAAACUGGUGCAGCAAACUGGGUCCCCACUACACACUCCAACAGUGUAGCUACAGGUUUGGCCAAAUUCAUCUAUGUCGUAGGUACCAGUACUGUUUUUGAUUAUGGCACUCAUAUUUUUAAUGCAACAAUUCUCCAUGGCUCUUCUACUGCUGUAAAAAUGCCAAUAGCCUUUCCCACUUUGAUCUGUGGUAUUAUCUUGUCUCAACAUCCUGACAUCUGCACUAACUCUGAUGUGCCUGUCUCUAGACCCUCAGCCUUGACCAUGGAUUUUAGAUUAUUGGAAGGUACACAUGCUGCAGACAUUGCUGUAGCAUCUUUGAAGAAACCAGCUGCAGGUAUGACCAAGAGACAGAUGAUUGCUAAUCUCAGGGAGGUUAGUAAAAUGCUAGGUGAGAAGAAGGAGCUGGUAGAUGGUGUAAUCCAAGCCUUGGAGCUUGAGCAGUCACAGGCAAAUGAGGAUGGAGUUGGUCCUUCCCAUGGCGCUUCCCAUGAUGAUGAUCUUGCAGGUGGUGACACUGUAGAAGAGGAAAUGGCCUCUGAUGAAAGUCCCUCAAUAUGA